CCCCGCUGGCGUAUCUAGUGUUCAUAUCUAUAGGCUGACAAGUAAACAGGGGCGAGAGGACCAACGAGGUUAAAGAAUUGAGCUGUUCCCAGUAUGGCUUCCCAAGCUGACUAAACCACUCAAUUGAAAGCGCCUCGGUUUUUGUUGUGAACGUCGAGCAUCCAGCUAGCGGGCCGUUGGAAGCCAGGAGCAGAAUCAAAACAACAGCAAGCAUCAUCAUCAAUGGUGUGUCUACAUCCAGGAGCCGUCACAUUGUCCUGUGUGUCCUCAAUGAACAGUCUCCUCAGCUCACAUCACAGCUGCUCAUGUAUGGCAGUUGCAAGGCUUGAAGGGGAGUUCUGCCAAGCCCAGCACCUGUUGCUCAUUGUGGACAAGUGAACCACAGAGACCAGAAAGACGCAAACGCUGCCAUUCACACACAGACACGUGCGCACACGGCCCUCCCUGCCAUCCUGUUAAAUCACAUGACGAAAUCUCUGGGAAAAGCAGAGACUUUGUUUUUUAUUUGUGGUCUCUACCUUAUCUCCACUUGCUUUCCAUACUUAUCCUCUCAUGUGCCCUUCUCAACUCUUUAUCUGAUUUACUUCUCUGAAUGGGCUGACAUUUUUUAAAGGAAGGCUGGACUGAUCUUUUAAAAAAAAAAAAAAAAAAAAAAAAAAAAAUUAUUUAAUGUUUUCAGUUUUUCCAUCUAAGAUUUUAUCUACCAUUCAUCCUGUAUAUCACGAAACAGUUGCUAUUCUAUAUUAAGAAGUACAGUGCUGUGGGUGUGCAAAAUGAACCGUCUUGCUCCAGUGGAAAUCUCUUAUGACUGUUUAAGGUUCCUCAUCACGCACAAUCCCACGAAUGCGCAACUUGGAAGGUUUAUAGAGGAUCUAAAGACAUAUGGAGCUAACACCCUGGUAAGGGUGUGUGCUUCUACUUAUGACAAGGGACCAGUGGAACAAGAAGGCAUUCGAGUCCUGGAUAUGCCAUUUGACGAUGGCUCGGCCCCCCCAGAUGAAGUGGUUGAUGAUUGGCUGAGUCUUUUGCAGACAAAGUUUCGAGACGAGCCUGGCAGCUGUGUGGCUGUGCAUUGUGUUGCUGGACUGGGAAGAGCUCCAGUGCUGGUCGCCCUUGCUCUAAUCGAGUGUGGGAUGGAGUAUGAAGAUGCCGUUCACUUCAUAAGACUGAAGCGCCGUGGAGCAUUCAACUCAAAGCAGUUGCUUUUCCUGGAAAACUACAAACCCAAACUGUGCUUGCGCUCCAAAGAUGCUAACGGACAGAGUUGCACAAUACAGUAGGAAUCGACAAGCGCAGCUUCCUGCCACCGUAGGCGGCUCAGGCAUGUUUUGAUGAUGAUGUAUGUUAAAAAAUGUUAAGACGUCCAUAAAACAUCUACCGGUAAUUAAGAUUAUCCAAGAAGUAAUUAGACUUGUAAUAGCUUGAAGUCCUGGGGACUUCUCGCUCCAUCGAUUCAGUCCGCAAUCCAUAAUUAGAUAUUACACAUGGAAAGUUUUGGAUCUUAAUGUUAUGGUAAAGCUGAAGUACACAUCAGCUGUUCAAAUUAUGUCAAAACAAGAUCUCACCGAGUCGAACUGUUCUUCGUUUUGGUUUAUCCAUCCAUGACAACGUGCACUGUGAGCAGGCACGUUGUCAUGACAAAGCAGCCAUGAGUUGCCCCGCCUCAGCGCUUUCCUCUUCUCACACACCGAACACAGCAAACACUGCAGAAUCUCUUUUGGGGCUUGCUGGUUGAUUGUCUGUAUUUUGGUGUUUUUAGCUAUUUAGUGGCCACUUACAAGGAAUUCAUGCUGUCUAUUUCUAUACUUAAAAUGAACCCCAACUGUAAUGACCAAUAUGUCUGAAAAUACAACCACUGACAUACAGUGUUACAUAUUUCUAAGUUAUUCAAGUUUUAACACACACCAAAGAUUCUGUUCCACCGCCAAAUCUAGAAUCUCGUCCUCCAAUACAGAAAUCUCACGUGAUCCGAUAUGAUCUAACAAAAACGAAGAAGAACGAAAGCAAUAACCGCAAAGCACAAGACGUAACAUGGAAGAGGCGAUACGAGGAGAGGGGAUGAUGAGGGUCUUGGAUCUGUUUUUUUAACAGAAAAAUCCCAAACUACAAAAGAAGAGGGGGAUAAAAAAGAUCACUGGGGGAAAAAAAAUCAUGGACAGACAGCAUGACAUUUGACUUUUUUUUGUUUUGUUUUUUUCCUUGCAGUGACAUUAAAUAAGCACCCACGGGCUUCCCACAGCUUCACGAGCUGGGCCUCCAUUUCUGGGAUCCAAAAUGUUGUUUUAUAUUAGCACGUUUUUUUCUUUCUUUUCUUUUUUUUUUUUUUUUUUUUUUUUCCCCCCCCACCCACUCCCUUGUUCCUCAGUCAGGUCACGUCUUGAUUGGUUCCAUUCCGUUUGACGUCACACUUGACGGAGGUCGUGACUCUGGAGUCGUCAGCUUGCCCCACACGUAUGAAGAUUUUUAUUUUUUUAUUUUUUUUUUCCCCCCAUAGUUAAUAUUAUCAGUCCCAACCCAUUUCGGACCCUCUCAUUGGGGCAGUUCACUCUAAACACACCUCAGACCACAGGAUAAUCUUUUCAUUAAAACACAAGAUAAUCUCGUGUUUGUCGUCCCGGAUUGGGAAGGGGCAAAAUUGACCGAAUAAACAGCCCGAUUAUCUUUGUGUGUACUAGACCUGAGAGAUUUAAGAUUGGCUCAUAUUUUGUGUAGUAGUUGUAUUUAUAUAUAUAUAUAUAUAUAUAUAUAUAUAUAUAUUUUUUUUAAACCACUCAAGUUAGGUUUUUUUUUCCUCAGAACAAUAAUUUGUACAAAUGUAUUCCUGCACUAUGGAAAUAUACAGUACAGUUGAUUGUGUAAUGAUAAAAUGAGACAAAAUGUUGAAGUGUAACAUUUAUCUUAAGGUAUAUGUAUGUAUAACUGUCAAUUAGAAGUUAUGAAAACCUUCCCAUCUGGCAUUCCAAGAAUGUGACAGGUUCGCAAAUAAUUGUGGCUCUGAUAAUGUCAUUGAUAAAUAACGUUUUUUUUUUUUUUUUUUUUUUUUUUGCAUCUAAACAAAAAAUAUUGGAAUUUGUUCCAUUCAACAACCGCCUUUGGUUAAUACAGAGCAAUAAAUAAAUAAAUAAAUACAUGUGGUGCGAUGAAGUCGAGCUUCUUUUGUCAAGUUUGUGCUUUUCACUUGUCACUCCACAUUCAGAUGAAUGUUUUGUUUGUUUUUAAAUGUGUACUUCCAAUCUCUCCUCUUUGACCUGUGUCCAGGGUGUAGCGCCGAUAGUUCAGCGAGGAUUUUCAAUUUUCAGGUGUAUGUCAGGUGAAGGUGAAAUGUAUUAGGCAAAUGUUGCUGUAUUAUAUAAUAAUAAUGUAUCUAUUUGUCCCGUGUCAUGUCACUGUGUUUUUCUAUAGAAUCACCUUAUACUGCAAUGGUUUUCCCAGUGGUCACCAAGUCUAAAAGGGAAAUUGGUUAAAAAUUGUUGAAUCUACAGUGCUGUAAAAAAAAAAAAAGUAUUGCCCCCUUCCUGAUUUCUAGUUUGCAUGUUUCUCACAUUUAAAAAGUUUCCAAUCAUCAAACCAACACAUGUACGGCCAGAUAAUUCUGGAUUGCCCCCCCCCCCGUGACCUUAAUAAAUAAAAUCCUCAUUUAGAAACUGCCUUUUGUAUUUACUUGGGUUGUCUUAAUGAGAUGUUCAAAGUGGCUGGGUCUCUAAAAACAUUUAAGUAUGAUAAAUAUGCAAAAAUCAGGAAGGACAAAUUAACUUUUUACUUGGCACUGUAUGCUUAAUAGUUUGUUGAUUGUCUUAUCUGUAAGAAGAAAUUGUGAUUACAAUCAGGAUCAUCUUCCUCAGUUUCCUGUCCCCUUUUGCGCCAUGUCCCCACUUUAUGUGGUCUGUCAGCGUGGUGUACUGUAUAGUAUUGGAUCACUAGUAUCCAUGCCAUACUGUUAAUGGUCAGUAAUGUGCAUGGUAACGGCAAUGGGGUUUGCGACCUGCGCUUUGUGCAACCAUGUGAUGCAAACACUCCUUGUUAUUGUUCCAACCGUAGAGCACAUCUUUUACCCAACAUGCCCAAAUUCCUUUUCAUCUCUGGUACUCUCUUGGGCAUUGUGUUAAAUGCUGUCAACAAUGUCUUAGUUUUCUUUGCUGUUCCUUUUGAUCUAUUUAUACCUCUUAUUUACUUAUUUCACUGUGUUUCUGUGUGAAUUGCCUCCUGACAUUAAACCUGAUAAGUAGUC
This is a messenger RNA of Phyllopteryx taeniolatus (common seadragon), 4228 nucleotides long. RefSeq names its product protein tyrosine phosphatase type IVA 2-like. Gene Ontology annotation, molecular function: phosphatase activity. The record is from RefSeq and is a predicted model, not a curated record. Gene Ontology annotation, cellular component: nucleus. Bases 774 to 1280 code for a protein of 168 amino acids. Lineage: Eukaryota; Metazoa; Chordata; Actinopteri; Syngnathiformes; Syngnathidae. Gene Ontology annotation, biological process: protein dephosphorylation. The transcript is spliced from 8 exons.